This is a messenger RNA of Pneumocystis jirovecii RU7, 3123 nucleotides long. RefSeq lists its product as uncharacterized. Bases 1 to 3123 code for a protein of 1040 amino acids. The record is from RefSeq and is a predicted model, not a curated record. NCBI's taxonomy places the organism in Eukaryota, Fungi, Ascomycota, Pneumocystomycetes, Pneumocystales, Pneumocystaceae. The transcript has a single exon.
AUGGAAACCCAAACUCAACCACACACCACAGCGCAGCCCACCCCCGUCAGGCACAGCUUGGCGCGGGCAGUGGCGCGGGCGGUUAAGCGGCGGGCACAAGCACAGGGAGCAGGAGUAAAUGUAUAUGAAGAUGAGGAUUAUCUUUUGGCUUUAAUUUUAAAAGAAGGUGCAAUGGAUGAAUCACAAUGCAAAGGAAAACUAAAAAAAUAUUGUGAAAACUUAAAAGAAGCAGAUAAAAAGUUAAAUAAAAUCUAUUCAAAACUAAAAGAUAUCUGCAAGGAUGAAGACAGGGAUAAAAAGUGUACAGGAUUGAAAAAUAAAAUUACAGGAAAAUGCACACCACUUAAAACAACUUUGGAUACGAUAGUGAAAAACCCAUUGCCAUCAGAUGAUGAAUGCAGAAAGAAUGAACAACAAUGCUUGUUUUUGGAAGGAGCGUGUUCUAGUGUUCUUACAGAAGAUUGCAAUACUUUAAGAAAUAAGUGUUAUCAAAAAAAGCGUGAGGAAGUGGCAGAAAACGCUCUUUUAAGAGCGCUUAAAGGAAGUCUUGAAGAUGAAGAUAAGUGUAAAGAGAAAAUUAAAGAUAUUUGUCCUAUGUUGGGUCAAGAAAAUAACGAGUUGAUGCAAAAGUGUUUAAAUCCAGAAUACACAUGUCAAAAUCUACUACAAGUAAUAAAAAAAAAGUGUAAAUCUUUAAAAACAGAGGUAGAAAAAGUACUAACUAGCAGUAAAAUACAGAAGGAAGGACAUUCUUUGCUUAAAGAAUGCUACUUUUAUGGACCAAGUUGUAAAGAUGAUAAACCAAAGUGUGAUGAUUUGCAAAAGAAAUGCAAAGAAAAAGAAAUUGUUUAUACACCACCAGACUCUAAUUUUGAUCCUACAAGACCAGAGGCUACGCUGGCAGAAAAAAUAGGUUUAGAGGAACUUUAUAAGGAAGCGGCAGCACAAGGAGUUGUAAUUCAAAGAUCACCAGAAAGAGAUAUUCUUGAUCUAUUGGUGUUUUUAUCAGGAAAGAAUUUUGAUAAAGAUAAAUGCGAGAAUGUGCUCACUACUAAAUGUAGUUCUAUUGAAUAUUUGGCAGAAAAUAUAAAAAAUUUAUGUGGAAAUAAAACUAUUCAUAAAGAUAAAUGUGAAGAAUUUAAAGAAGAAUUUGAUAAAGAAAAAACUAGUCUAACUAGAAAACUUGAAAACAAACUAUUUGAAAAUAAAAUUACAUUAUGGGGCGAAUUACCAAAACUCCUUACUAAAAAUGACUGCACAAGAUUACAGUCAGAUUGUUUUUAUUUUGAAAGCCAAACGGAUUUUGAAAAAAUAUGUAAGAAUGUUAAGGCAGCAUGUUAUAAAAGAGGCCUUGAUGCACUAGCAAAUCAAGCAUUACAAGACAAAAUGAGAGGGAAAUUUCAUGAUACAAAUGAUACACAACUUAAUGUUCAAAAGGAGCUGGUAAAGGUAUGUGCGAGUCUGCAAGAAAAAAAUGACCAGUUAUUUGUCUUGUGUAUACAACCAAAAGACGGGGCCAUUACAUUAUUAGAUGAUUUGGAUAUGAAGACAAGCUUGUUGCAGGAAGAUUUGAAUGAAAAACGAGAUUUUCCUACGAAGCAGGAUUGCAAAGAAUUGCGAAAGAAAUGCGACGAUCUAAAACAAGAUUUUGAAGAACUUGAAUGGCCUUGUCAUACGCUAGAGCAUCAUUGCAAUAGACUAAAUAUUGCAGAAGAAUUGGAAGAGAGGUUCUUGGAAGGAAAGGUGAAGGAUUUGGAUAAGUUCGAUUCAUGUUUAAAAAAUUUGGGAGAACAAUGUCAUGAAUGGAGCAGAAGAGGAAGAACGCAGUUUGCAUUCGCAUGUGUAGCACAGAAUAUUACUUGCAAGAUUCUUACAGAAAGCGUAGGGUCUAAGUGUACUACCUUGGGAGUGCGCGUUGAAGCAAGUAAUGUUGUAGAAACAGCAAAAAAAAAAAAAAAAAUGGAGGAAACAUGCGAUUCUUGGGUACCCUAUUGCAGCAAGUUUAUGUCAAGUUGCCAGAAUCUAACUGUUGGUGGUGGAAAAUGUAAGGAACUUAAUGAAGUGUGUAAAUCAUUCAUCAAAAAGAGGGAUUUGGAAGAAAUACUGGUCUAUGAAUUAAAGGGUAGUUUGAAAACAGAGCAAGAAUGUAAAAGUACUCUUGACAAAUACUGCACACAAUGGGAGAAUGCAACCAAUCAGCUUAGCACGUUGUGCACAAGCAAGAAAAAAAAUGGCAAGCAAAAUGAAGAUGUCAAGAAAGAACUUUGCGAAAAAUUAGUAAAACAUGUAAAAAAACAAUGCCCUGUAUUACAAGUAAAGCUCACAAAGGCAAGUGAGGAACUAUCUAAAAGAAAAGAAGAUUACGAGAAGCUUAAAACUGAAGCAGUGAAAGCAAUGGAUGAAGCAAAUCUCGUUUUAUCAAAAGCAAAAGCAACAGAUGAUAAAUCUGCAGGCAAAACAGCACCACCAGUACCAGCAGCACCAUCAGGAUCAGCGCCAUCAGGAUCAGCACCAGCAGCACCGAAUACAACACAAAACACAGUAUUAUUUAAACUUGUAAGAAGAAAUAUAAACGCACCGGUGACAGAAAAAACAUAUGUUACAGAAAAGGAGUUAAAAGCAUUUGAUUUAGUAUCUCAAGCAUUUAGCUUGUAUGUAGAGUUAAAAGAAUUAUGUCAUGAUUCAGAGAAGGGAUGUGGAUUUAAGGAGGAAUGUGAAGACAUUAAGAAAGCAUGCACCGAAAUCAAAAAAGCAUGUGAUGGAUUGAAACCACUGGAAGUAAAACCAUACGAAGCAACAACUAAAAAUGUAACAACAACAACCACAACGACAACGACAACAACAACAACCGUUACAGAUCCAAAAGCAGCAGAAUGUAAGUCUCUGCAGACGACAGACACGUGGGUCACAAAGACGUCGACCCAUACUAGCACUUCUACGACUACUUCCACAGUCACAUCGAGAAUAACACUCACCUCAACGAGGCGGUGUAAGCCUACGAAGUGUACGACAGGAGAGGAAGAUGAUGCAGGAGAGGUGAAGCCGAGUGAAGGGCUGAGGAUGAGUGGGUGGAGUGUGAUGAGGGGGGUGUUAUUAGCAAUGAUGAUUUCAUUCAUGAUUUAG